This is a messenger RNA of Patiria miniata (bat star), 4777 nucleotides long. RefSeq names its product N-acetylgalactosamine-6-sulfatase-like (gene galns). The transcript has 10 exons. Gene Ontology annotation, molecular function: arylsulfatase activity. The coding region runs from base 65 to 1624 and encodes 519 amino acids. Lineage: Eukaryota; Metazoa; Echinodermata; Asteroidea; Valvatida; Asterinidae. The record is from RefSeq and is a predicted model, not a curated record.
CUGGAGCUAGAGGGCGCGCGACCUUUGGCUAAAACUAAGUUGAGUGUCUUCUUUGGUGUGGAAGAUGGCAAGAUCUCUCGCAAUAAAGUGUAUUUUCCUAGCGUUUUUAUUAUUGUUUUGCAGCACACAUUCAAUAUGUGCAAAGCCAAAUAUCAUCAUAAUGAUGAUGGAUGACAUGGGCUGGGGUGAUCUGGGUGUCCUUGGGCAGCCAGCUAAGGAGACCCCUAAUCUUGACCAGAUGGCAGCCGAAGGGGUGCUGAUGCCAGACUUCUACUCUGCCAAUCCGCUCUGCUCACCUGCACGGGCAGCUCUUUUGACUGGCAGACUGCCGAUCCGCAACGGCAUCUACACAACCAAUGAGCAUGCCCGCAAUGCCUACAUCCCCCAAUUUGUGGUUGGCGGCAUCCAAGACAAUGAAAUCCUCCUCCCUGAACUCCUGAAGACAGCCGGCUACAAGAGCAAGAUCAUUGGGAAAUGGCAUUUGGGCCACCAGCCUCAGUAUCUGCCGCUUCAGCACGGCUUCGACGAGUUCUUCGGCUCGCCCAAUUGCCACUUCGGCCCGUACAACGAUAAAGGAACACCCAACAUACCCGUAUACCGCGACGGGGAGAUGGCCGGCCGAUACUAUGAAGACUUUAUCAUCACACCAACGGGAGAGUCCAAUUUGACCCAGCUCUAUAUUCAGGAAGCCCUAACCUUCAUUGACAAUCAGCACAAAGCCAACACCCCAUUCCUCCUGUACUGGGUACCAGACGCCGUCCACCAACCCCUGUAUGCGUCUAAGGCAUACCUGGGUACCAGUCAGCGGGGUCUGUAUGGCGACGCAGUCCGAGAGCUGGACGACGGGGUGGGCCAAAUUCUGGACAGGGUCACUCAGCUGGGAAUCGCGAAGAACACUUUUGCGUUUUUCACGUCUGACAAUGGGGGCGCCACAUAUGCCCGAGUGCAGGGUGGCAGCAAUGGGCCUUUCCUUUGUGGUAAAGAGACAACCUUUGAAGGGGGCAUGCGGGAACCAGCUAUCGCAUGGUGGCCGGGUACCAUCAAACCAGGCCAGAUUUCCCACCAGCUAGGCAGUAUUAUGGAUCUGUUCACCACGGCUCUCAACAUAGCCGGUAUCAAGCCGCCCUCGGAUCGCAUCAUUGACGGCACAGACCUGCUCCCAAAUCUCAUCAACGGCACCGUCAACAUCAACAAGCCUAUCUUCUAUUACCGUGGCAACGAGAUGAUGGCGAUACGCAUCGGCUUGUAUAAGGCCCACUACUGGACUUGGACAAACUCUAUAAAAGAAUUUGACAAGGGUGUGGAUUUCUGUAGAGGGGAGAAUGUAGUUGGAGUGAUGACCCACGAACAAAUGAACCACACCGACUCGCCACUGCUGUUCCAUCUUGGGCGGGACCCUGGUGAGAAGUACCUGAUUGGAAACACCACUGAGGAAUACAAGGGGGUGAUGCCGGGCAUCAUGGCAGUGGUCAGCGAUCACAAGAAGAAGCUCAUACCAGGCGAGCCGCAGCUCAAUAUGUGUGAUGGGUCAGUGCAGAACUGGGCCCCACCCGGAUGUGAGAAGUUAGGAGAUUGCCUACCCGUUCCCCCAUCUCACCCUCACAAGUGUGUAUGGAACCACUAAACCCAGAAUACUGGGUAAGCUCAUUUAAAGGUAGUGUACAUCAUUUGUCAUUUGUGCCUUGUUUUUGUUUGAAACAACAAAAGUGCUCCUAAUCUCAAGAAGGGUGCUUAACGACUAACCUGAUGAAGUUUUAGCUCAGUGAAUGCUGUAUAUUCCAAGAAAACAAUAUCCUAGGUUCUCAAUAUCAACUCAAAAGUUCUCGAGGCAUGUUUUGAAUCGGCCCCAAAAUCAGCGUCCGAGAUACUUUCUUAAUGGACUGAUUGAGCUAUGCAAUGUCACGUACUUGUGCAGUCUCAUGCAUUUCGUACCAUACUUUCGAUGGGGGCGCUGUUCAAAUCCGACAAUUGUGCACUGGCGUAUAUUAUUGCCAGUAUAAUUGUUUUGGGUGUCAGAGCAGGGGGGGGGGGGGUUGCAUUAUUUUUAUUGAAUUUCUAUGAAAAAAAAUGACAGAGCUGGGGUUGGGGGUUGGGUUUGACCCCCACAACCGCUCUGGAUCCGCGCCUGAUUUCGUCAGUUACUUUUUGGAUAGCUGCAAAUGAUGUACUCUACCUUUAAUGCAUUGGUCCUCCAAGAGUGAUUAUGAUUAGCAAACAAAAGUAUGUGAAAACUUCAGUGAGCCAGUAUUGAAAUGCAAAUUACAACCUUACAAAUUUCCUUGCCAUGCCACACACAGGCGUUAACAAAAGAAGACCACACCUAGAUUUGCAUAAAAUGUACAUAUAUAAGGUAAUUAGGGCAAAGUCAUCAGCAUGCAGUUGGAAAUACUAAAUGAACGUACACUUGGCGUAAAAUAAUCACUCUGACUUGUGACAACUACCCAACAGAUAAAAAUCGUUUGAUUAGUCAUUCGUAAUGAUACUUGAACGGCAAAUUACAAAGUACCAAGGUAACAGGGACGGGAAAGAUGUCCCACUUCGGACCCUUAAUUUAUAGAAUGACCCAUAUCGCUCAUUGCUACUAAGUCUCGUCUGUCUUUUUUCCCUUAGCAAUGAAUUCAAUAAGCAAUCCAUAUUUGCUCACCAGCCUUAUAAUAUUGGGCCCUGAUCUCACUUGAGUUGUCAUAUGUUAACUCUGUCUGUCAUGGUUAUUUCAAGUGGAAAAAUACUUAAUUCUUGUGUACAUGUUUUUGAAAAAAACUGACACUUUCUUGGUUGAGCACAGUGAUUUAUGGAACUAUGAAUGAGAUCAAUCAUAUUUUAUUUACAUACUUUCAUGAUAUAUCAGGUCGAGGCCUGAUUUUAUUUUUACACCUACGUACUUAAGAUUCAGUUUCAUAGACGGAAUAUACCUGUAUAUGUGGGGUUUUUUUAACUUUAAUCUUGUAAAAUUCCUACUUUUGUGUACACUAUUGUGUCCUAGGGAUAAAAUUCUAUUUUUUCAUUGAUACACUUUUUGAAGGAACUUCAUGUAUUUUUGAGCAACUUAUUUCAAAAUGUCAUUUUGCUUUUAAAGCAGGUCACAGUAGUAAAAUGUUUGUAAAAGUGAAAUGCCCUUUGUUGAAUUAUGAAUGAAUAACUUUGUUGUCCACUGGCAAAAAACUGUUUAAAAAAAUCAUAUUGUUUGAACUGAUUGUAAAUGAACAAUGAUUAAAAUCACCAUUUCCCCAAAAAUGUGCCUUAACAUCAUCCCCUUAAUAAUGCCAUGUAUUAAAGCCACACAAUUUUGGAUGUCAUUUUACACUUUGACAGUUUUGAGAGAAUUUAAAUAUUCAUGUAGUAGUCGAAGCAUAACGUUAAGGCAACUCACCAGAAUUUUCAGUCAGUGUGGCAGAGAUUCAAAAUGGCAGCUUAAACGGGUCAUAAGAUUCAUUUUUCUCAGGAACAACUUCUUAGCAAUGUUCUACUCUUCUUAAAUGUAUGAAAUUAUUUGACAUCCCUUUUUUUGAUAAUUCUGUUGAAAAGUGCACUUCGUUUUUCAUGAUUUCCCAGACAAUUGAGGGCGCUAAUGCCUCUAUGAUGUCAUUUCAAAAAGGCACUGUUCAGUUUUAGUGGUUUUCUGUUCAAAUUGUGAAUCCAAACAUUUUGCUCGUUGGAAAAUAUUUGUGACAACAAAUUUGCUCAUUGGCUUACAGCCAUGCACUGACACGACGACGAAUUGCCAAAGAAAAGAAACUUUACAACAGCAAAAUCUCCAAAUCAAGUUUGAAUAUUCAAAUACUAAACUAUUCAAAAGUGCACAGCCCUAGGGAGCACUGUACCAUACAUUGAUUUACAUGACUUGGAGCUUUGCAUAGGGGAUGAGAUCAAUUAUAAAUUAUAACACCAUGUGGAAAGAAAUAUCUUCUUGGAAGAAGUGUGGUUCUGAAAAGAACCAGUUGGUUGAGUGUAGAACUCAAUGUUUCAGACAGUGUGCUCUGUCCGUAUCAGGAGGUUGAGUGAUGAGAUGUGGAAGAUGCUGCAUCCAGUCACGCCCCACUCCACACACACAGCUAUAAAACCUCCAGCAUCUUCCACAUCUCAUCACUCAACCUCCCGAGGACGGUCAGAGCAUACUGUCCAAAACGUCAAGUUCUACACUCAAUCAACCAGUUCUUUUCUUUUCACAUGGUGUUACCCGCAAACUUUAUAAUUCAUACCUUGAUUGUUGCUUACCCAUGGAGGUGAAGGGACUACUGGUGGUACGUAGAUUAUGUAUUUCAAGUACGUUCUGUGUGAGAUGUCAUUUUGUCACAGUGAGUAGGCUGCCCUGCCAGUGUCAUUAAUCUUGGUACUCCAUACAUGGGGUCAUUUUAAUUGGUCUUGGCACUGCUACGAUUUAUGUAUGUUUCUCAGUGCAAUAAAUUCAAAUUGAAAAAUGUCUUCUAUCAUAAGCAUGCAUUAUACAAAUUUUAAAAAAAUCAUUCCUAAAUUGUUUCUUUCCAUUUUUGUUUGUUUGGUUUUUUUCUUUUGUUAGAAACUGGUUGCAGUUUUAAGAAUUCAGUAGUUUUCUUGCAAAUUUUCUUGUAGCUUGCUUUAAGUAAAGAAAAAAAGGACAUCAUUUGUCAAACAUUUGUACAUGUAAGGAGUACUGUAGUGUAUAGCAGAAAAAGAAAGUAAAACUACACCAGCAUUUUCUGUACUUUAUAAAACUUUAAUCAUAAUUGUAAAGAUCUCUUAGUCUUCCAAGUACAAUCCUAAAUAAAAGGUUUGGUGUGAUAAACACACAUGAAGUGGA